Molecule: messenger RNA, 2109 nt
Organism: Danio aesculapii
Lineage: Eukaryota; Metazoa; Chordata; Actinopteri; Cypriniformes; Danionidae
Product: cytochrome P450 2J2
Exons: 9
Coding region: 414-1928 (504 amino acids)
Biological process (GO): xenobiotic metabolic process
Cellular component (GO): cytoplasm; intracellular membrane-bounded organelle
Molecular function (GO): iron ion binding; heme binding; oxidoreductase activity, acting on paired donors, with incorporation or reduction of molecular oxygen, reduced flavin or flavoprotein as one donor, and incorporation of one atom of oxygen
Source: RefSeq, a predicted model, not a curated record
UGUUUUUGUUGAUUGCUAGACGUUUUCAGUUGAUUAAUUUCGUGUGUAAUUGUCCCUCGCAGACUCAAACUUCAUUUGUUUACAGUGCAGGGGGCGUAUGAGUAGGCCCAGCCAAUGAAAUGCUUCGUUACAGUUCGUACUAGAAUUCUAUUUGCUGGUGCUCAUGUCAAUCAUUUAUGCCGAAAAGCCGUCACGCGACUGACUUAAGGGAAUGAAAAAUGUAAGUUAAGAAGACGCAAAGUAAAAACACCAAUGCGUUCACAAACACAAUUCGACUCGCUCUCUCUGAAUGUCAAGUCUUCUUAAGUGUUUAUUUCUUGACAACUGUUUUGUAGUUAAAAAACGAAAGCAAACCAGGAAGUAAACAACUGGCACACAGGUUAGCGGAGCAGAUUACAGGUAAACGCGUUAAAAUGGCAUUGGGGAACAUUUUGUUGCUUUUAACCUCAGACGUGGGGACAGAUGCAGGUAGGAUAUUGCUAUUGUUCAUCCUCUUUCUGCUGAUCUCAAUCAAACUGAGAAACAGAAAUAAGCCACAUAAAAACCUUCCUCCUGGACCCACACCUCUUCCGUUUAUUGGGAAUGUUUUCAACCUGGAUAUUUCACAACCUCAUAUUGACUUAACUAAGAAGUCAGACCACUAUGGCAAUAUAUUCAGCUUGCAUCUGGGAAGCUUAAACACAGUUGUUGUGAACUCCUACAGCAUGGUGAAGAAAGUUCUUACUGACCAGGGCAACUGUUUCAUACACCGCCCAACCAAUGAUGUCAUCGAAAGACUAACCAAGUGCCAAGGUUUAACCUUUAAUAAUGGCUACAGCUGGAAGCAACAUAGGCGUUUUACUCUAAGUACUCUUAAAUUCUUUGGUGUGGGAAAGAGGAGCCUGGAAUUCAUCAUCAUGGAGGAGUACAAAUUCCUGCACCAGUCCAUCAUGGAUACCAACGGGCUGCCAUUCGACCCUCAUUACAUCAUUAACAAUGGUGUCUCCAACAUCAUCUGCUCUAUGGUGUUUGGAAAAAGGUUCGAAUACACUGACAAGAGGUUUCUGAACAUGCUCAGUCUGAUGUCUAAAGCCCUUAAACUACAAACGUCUGUGUUUAUACAGCUUUAUGGUGCUUUUCCUCGUCUUAUGGACCUCCUCCCUGGACCUCAUAAAGAGCUGUUUUCCUGCUUCCACCAAGUUUGUGCUUUUAUUAAGGAGGAGGUGGACAAACAUCGUGCAGACUGGGACCCCUCUUCACCCAGAGAUUUUAUAGACUGCUAUUUUACCGAAAUAGAGAAGAGGAAACAUGAUCUGGAAGCAGGAUUUCAUGAAGAGGGUCUGCAGUAUGCCGUACUUGAUUUGUUUGUUGCAGGAACUGAGACCACAUCUACCACUCUACUGUGGGCCUUUGUGUACAUGAUGAAAUAUCCAGAAAUCCAAGAAAAGGUCCAGGCAGAAAUAGACAAAGUUGUUGGACGGCAUCGCCGACCCAGCAUAGAUGACAGACCCUGCAUGCCAUACACUGAUGCUGUUAUCCAUGAGAUCCAGAGAAUAGGCAAUGUUGUUCCCCUUAGUGUGCCAAGAAUGACUAAUGAAGACACAAUACUGGAAGGAUAUUUCAUUCCAAAGGGUACACAGAUUAUUCCUAACCUCACCUCAGUUCUGUGUGAUCAAACUAAGUGGAAGACAAACCAUUCAUUUGAUCCACAGAAUUUUCUUAACGCUCAAGGCGAGUUUGAAAAGCCUGAAGCUUUUAUCCCUUUCUCAAUAGGAAAACGAUCUUGUCCAGGAGAAUCACUUGCCCGCAUGGAACUUUUCCUCUUCUUCACAUCUUUUCUACAAUCCUUCUAUUUGUCUUCUCCAGACGGAACUCAAACAAGCUUGGAUUUUAAAUUUGGAAUGACACUUUCUCCAAAGCCAUUUAAAAUAAGUUUCACUCCUCGUUGAUAUUUAUCUUGAUUUUCCCUUGGUGUGUUGGCGGCACAAUAUUGUUUAGAGAUUAAAUAAAACAUUUCCGAAGUGUUUUAAUAAGUAUUUCAGCUCUCCUUCCAAAUGAGAGUUAAUGUUUAUCUGAGAGUGUUAAAAAUGAUCUACUAGCCUACAGUAAUAAAGCUGAUAACCUGUUAAA